UGUAAAGAAAACGGAAUAUUUCUCUCUCACAUCUGUUGGAGUGCAUUUGUGAUACUUACCCCAAGUUCAACGUAAAACAUGUCUGGCCGCGGCAAAGGUGGAAAAGCCAAGGGAAAGGCAAAGUCUCGUUCGAACAGAGCUGGCCUGCAAUUCCCUGUUGGUCGUAUUCAUAGGCUUCUUCGUAAAGGAAAUUACGCCGAGCGCGUCGGUGCUGGGGCACCUGUAUACUUGGCGGCCGUUAUGGAAUACUUGGCGGCUGAAGUACUAGAAUUGGCGGGAAAUGCCGCUCGUGAUAACAAGAAGACGAGAAUUAUUCCACGGCAUCUUCAGCUCGCCAUCCGUAAUGAUGAAGAAUUGAAUAAAUUGCUUUCUGGUGUUACCAUCGCUCAAGGUGGUGUCUUACCGAAUAUCCAAGCAGUCCUGUUGCCUAAGAAGACUGAAAAGAAGGCUUAAUGAUAUACACGUCAUUAUAAAUGGUCCUUUUUAGGGCCACAAAAUA
Messenger RNA from Bombus impatiens (common eastern bumble bee), 499 nucleotides. Its product is annotated as histone H2A-like. Gene Ontology annotation, cellular component: nucleosome. NCBI's taxonomy places the organism in Eukaryota, Metazoa, Arthropoda, Insecta, Hymenoptera, Apidae. Gene Ontology annotation, molecular function: protein heterodimerization activity; structural constituent of chromatin; DNA binding. The record is from RefSeq and is a predicted model, not a curated record. The transcript has a single exon. The coding region runs from base 79 to 453 and encodes 124 amino acids.